Cercopithifilaria johnstoni is the source of this 249-nucleotide messenger RNA. Lineage: Eukaryota; Metazoa; Nematoda; Chromadorea; Rhabditida; Onchocercidae. The record is from the annotation of a GenBank genome assembly.
AUGCCAAUUCAUUCAAUUUUGAAAAGCGAAAAACUUCAAUUAGACGAAGAGGAAAAUAAAAGAGAUGACGAAGAGAACAUAGGAACAACACUUGUUGUGAGUACCAUCAGGGAUCACUCUGUUGAUAAUUUAAAUAUGGAUCUGGAUCAUAUGUCUUUGGAAAAGGAGCGUCUGGAUUUUGAAAGAGAAAGUGCUGCUGGACGAGGUGGUGGAGGAGCAGCUCCAGGCGCUUCAUUGUUUAACGACUGA